This is a messenger RNA of Pteronotus mesoamericanus, 1517 nucleotides long. RefSeq names its product LanC like glutathione S-transferase 2 (gene LANCL2). Gene Ontology annotation, cellular component: plasma membrane. The record is from RefSeq and is a predicted model, not a curated record. The transcript has 9 exons. Bases 32 to 1381 code for a protein of 449 amino acids. NCBI's taxonomy places the organism in Eukaryota, Metazoa, Chordata, Mammalia, Chiroptera, Mormoopidae. Gene Ontology annotation, biological process: carbohydrate metabolic process; peptide modification.
GCCCCGGCGCUGGGGAAAGCGCGCGGCGGCGAUGGGCGAGACCAUGUCCAAGAGACUCAAGUUGCACCUGAGCGGAGAGACAGAAAUGGAGGAGCGGGCGUUCCCCAACCCCUUCCCGGACUACGAGGCCGCGGCCUCCGCCGCAGCGGCCGAGGAGACGGGCGGUGCCCGCCCCGCGCCGUCCCCCGACGAGCUCGGCCUCCCCUUCCACGACGAUGGGAAGAUCAGCCCGAACUUCACGAGGCGGAUCCAGACCAAAAUCAAAGACCUCCUGCAGCAGAUGGAGGAAGGGCUGAAGACAGCUGAUCCGCACGACUGCUCCGCUUACACGGGGUGGACAGGCAUAGCCCUCUUGUACCUGCAGUUGUACCGGGUCACAUGUGACCAGGCCUACCUGCUGCGGUCCCUGGACUAUGUGAAGAGGACACUUCGGAAUCUGAAUGGCCGCAGGGUCACUUUCCUCUGUGGGGACGCCGGGCCGCUGGCUGUGGGAGCUGUGGUUUAUCACAAACUCAAAAGUGAAGGCGAGUCCCAGGAAUGCAUCACCAAGCUCUUGCAGCUGCAGAGAGCGGCUGCCGGCCGAGACUCAGACCUCCCGGACGAGCUGCUCUACGGCCGGGCAGGGUACCUGUACGCCUUGCUCUACCUGAACGCGGAGAUCGGGCCCAGCGCCGCCUGCGAGUCGGCCAUCAAAGAGGUCGUCACCGCUAUUAUUGAAUCGGGCAAGGCCCUGUCGAGGGAGGAGAGGAAGACGGAGCGCUGUCCCCUGCUGUACCAGUGGCACCGGAAGCAGUACGUCGGGGCGGCCCACGGCAUGGCUGGGAUUUACUACAUGCUAAUGCAGCCAGGAGCAAAAGUGGACCGAGACACCCUGGCAGAGAUGGUGAAGCCGAGCGUCGACUACGUGCGCCACAAGCGCUUCCGGUCGGGGAACUACCCGUCGUCGCUGAGCAACGAGACCGACCGGCUGGUGCACUGGUGCCACGGGGCCCCGGGCGUCAUCCACAUGCUCAUGCAGGCCCACAGGGUGUUUAAGGAGGAAAAGUACCUGAAGGACGCCAUGGAGUGCAGCGAUGUGAUCUGGCAGCGCGGUUUGCUGCGGAAGGGCUACGGGAUCUGCCACGGGACGGCAGGAAAUGGCUACUCCUUCCUGUCCCUCUACCACCUCACCCAGGACAAGAAGUACCUCUACCGAGCUUGCAAGUUUGCAGAGUGGUGUCUCGAAUACGGAACCCAUGGGUGCCGCAUCCCCGACAGACCCUAUUCUCUCUUUGAAGGCAUGGCUGGCACCAUCCACUUCCUCUCCGAUGUCCUGGAACCGGAGACAGCGCGGUUUCCAGCGUUUGAACUUGCCUCUUCGCAGCCGGACAAAAAGGUGUAGAAAGACUACUAAGACACCCAUCUGGACCAAAAGCCACCAUACUGCUCAGUGCCUGACGGAGAACCAACUGUGCGUCCGAGGAAGGGACAGAAGGAGCAGCAGACUGCGCCCCCCUCCCGCCCCCGCCCCCACCCCC